Molecule: messenger RNA, 1927 nt
Organism: Populus trichocarpa (black cottonwood)
Lineage: Eukaryota; Viridiplantae; Streptophyta; Magnoliopsida; Malpighiales; Salicaceae
Product: protein PNS1
Exons: 5
Coding region: 135-1787 (550 amino acids)
Biological process (GO): transmembrane transport
Cellular component (GO): membrane
Molecular function (GO): transmembrane transporter activity
Source: RefSeq, a predicted model, not a curated record
UAAAAAAAUUUAAAAAAAAUGAAAAAGACAUAUCCGUCACUUCAAAAUAUUACAUACAUACAAAAUCCAACAACAUUUCUAUACAAGCAUAACAUUUCCACACCAUAACAGCCACCGUAGCCACCACCACCGUUAUGGGGGCUUCAGAACCUGUGGUAGAGAGAGAGGGUGAAAGGAGAGAGGAGGGAGAAGAAGAAGAUAAGGGGGAGGAGGAAGGAAAUGAGAGGAAAGAAGAGGAGAAAGAUGUGGAGAAAGGACAAGUGCUGGGUGUUAAAGAAAAGGUGAUAGACAACAGUAACAUUGGUGUCAAUAAUGAUCUACCUAACCGGCUGGGAGAUUCUCAUGUGGCAAUGAUGCAGAGGUUGAACCCAACAAAUCCUUUGAGGAUUGUCAUCAAUGGCUCUUCCAGAAUGCCUACUCCUUCUCCUUCUCAGACUUCUCUGCCUCGGUCUACACCAACCCCACAACCAUCGCUAACAACAUUGAAUUCAAGAAGAUACACAAACAGAAUAUCUCUGUUUCUGUUUGUCCUGCACAUGGUUGUCGCUGUUGGACUGGUAUCUUUUCUUAUAUUCAAGGGAAUUCAAGGAUUGACAGAAGCUUCGGAUAGUGUGAAAAGAAAAGAGAGGAGGAUAUUGAAGUUCUACCUCCCACAAGUUGAAACCGCAUCUCUAUUAAGCAUCACCCUUGCGUUUGUUUGGCAAAAGGCAGUUAGACAAUGGCCUAAAUUCAUGGUUCAGUUCAUAUUAUGGAGCUCUUUUUUACUGUCGUUAUCAGCUGGAAUUCUUUUAAUUUGCUUCCAAAGGGCUACUACUGAUGGUGUUGGAGUUUGUCUUAUUGCCUUUUCAAUUGGCAAUGGCUUGUAUGCCUGUUGGGUUACUCAAAGAAUUGGGUUUUGCAGCAAGAUUCUGAUCAAAUCACUGGAACCGGUUCCGAAAUUCCGUGAUUUGAACCAACCCACUUAUUGUAUGCUUGGAGUUGGAUUCUUGUGGAUGUCUCUUUGGAUUUUAGCCGUGAUUGGAGCCAUGAAUUUCUACUUUACUCCUUUGAUCAUUAUUGCACUGGUGUUGAGCUUGGCUUGGACUGCAGAAGUUAUGAGGAAUAUAGUUAAUUUGACAGUUAGUAGGGUAAUUGCUCUGUAUUAUCUUCGAGGAAUGCAAUCCAGCAGUCAAUUUUGUUUCCAAAGAGCUUUAACUCGGAACCUUGGAAGUGCUUGUCUGGGGUCUCUAUUUGUGCCUGCUAUUGAAGCACUGAGAAUUGUUGCUCGGGGUUUGAAUUUGCUAGAGGGGGAGGAUGAGUUCAUGUUUUCUUGUGCUCAUUGCUGUCUUGGAAUUAUGCAGUCUAUCUUCAGAUAUGGAAAUGGCUGGGCCUUUGUACAGAUAGCUGCAUAUGGAAAAGGGUUUGUGCAGGCAUCACAAGACACCUGGCAACUCUUCGAAAGACGCGGAAUGGAAUCCAUUGUUGACUUGGACAUAACCAGCUCGAUUUGCUUCCUCACAGGUGUUUGCAGUGGAUCUAUUUGCGUAAUUGUUGUGGCUGCCUGGACUGCCAAAGUGCAUCAAACCUUCACUGCCACUCUCUCGCUCCUGUCCUUCUUCAUUGGAUACCUCAUGACCAGGAUUGCCAUGGCAUUGCCGCAUGCCUGUGUGAGCUGUUACUAUGUUUGCUACGCAGAAAAUCCUGAUCCCAGGUUGUUUGAUCGAAUCAUCAAAGAUCAACAGGACAUGAUGAACUCGGAUCGCGGAGUGGUCAUGCCCAUACCCCGCAGAUUUUCAACUAACUCAUGAGCUGAGGCGACCCCGCAGGGAUUCCAAAUCAACAAGGCUAUAAUGACUAAAGUGUCUUUGGUCCUGUCCCUUGUAUCAUAGUAGCGCUUACACUUUUAGGAUAUUCCUCGGAAGUAAUUGAGAUAAAAGCUUCAUCACCA